Molecule: messenger RNA, 1430 nt
Organism: Dendrobium catenatum
Lineage: Eukaryota; Viridiplantae; Streptophyta; Magnoliopsida; Asparagales; Orchidaceae
Product: 2-oxoisovalerate dehydrogenase subunit beta 1, mitochondrial
Exons: 13
Coding region: 94-1164 (356 amino acids)
Biological process (GO): response to nutrient; branched-chain amino acid catabolic process
Molecular function (GO): catalytic activity
Source: RefSeq, a predicted model, not a curated record
CUUGCAGAAUGAAGUUUAUAACAUAAUCUGGCAGAGUUCGCCCUUUGUCGCUUUCCCUCUCUAAUUCCAGUUGACCUGUGAAAUUGAUCUAGAAUGGCGAUGGUUCUGAGGAGGGGAAUAAGCAGAGGGUUAGUGGCCGCGACAAGGAGCUUAUCAACGUCCUUUGAGGUGGAGAAAUCGACGAGAGAGGGGAAGCCAAUCAAUCUCUUCUCUGCCAUCAACCAGGCUCUGCACAUCGCUCUCGAAACCGACCCCCGUGCUUAUGUCUUUGGCGAGGAUGUGGGCUUUGGUGGUGUCUUCCGCUGCACGACAGGAUUAGCUGAUAGAUUUGGUAGAAAUAGAGUAUUCAAUACCCCCCUAUGUGAACAGGGAAUUGCAGGAUUUGCUAUAGGAUUGGCGGCAAUGGGAAACCGAGCUAUAGCAGAAAUCCAAUUUGCAGACUAUAUCUAUCCUGCCUUUGACCAGAUUGUGAAUGAAGCAGCUAAGUUCAGAUACCGAAGUGGUAAUGAGUUCAACUGUGGAGGUUUGACUAUAAGAAGUCCAUACGGAGCAGUUGGCCAUGGGGGCCAUUAUCAUUCACAAUCACCGGAGGCUUUCUUCUGUCAUGUUCCUGGUCUUAAGGUGGUGAUACCUCGAAGCCCACUGCAAGCAAAGGGCCUUUUACUAUCCAGCAUUCGUGAUCCAAACCCAGUUGUGUUUUUUGAACCCAAGUGGCUCUACAGAUUGUCUGUUGAAGAAGUUCCUGAGCAGGACUAUAUGUUGCCCCUCUCUGAAGCUGAGGUGAUUCGUCAAGGCAGUGACAUAACACUUGUUGGUUGGGGAGCUCAAAUUUCAGUAUUGGAACAAGCUUGCGAUUCUGCUGCAAAGGAUGGAAUAUCUUGCGAACUUAUAGAUCUGCGGACCUUGAUACCAUGGGAUAAGGAUACUGUGGAAGCUUCAGUCAAAAAAACUGGAAGACUAAUUGUCAGUCAUGAAGCUCCUGUUACAGGAGGUUUUGGUGCUGAGAUCUCUUCUUCUAUUGCAGAACGCUGCUUCCUUAGGUUGGAAGCUCCUGUAGCUAGAGUAUGCGGCCUGGACACUCCCUUCCCUCUUGUUUAUGAGCCAUUCUACAUGCCAACAAAGAACAAGAUUCUACAUGCAAUCAAAGAAACCGUAAGUUACUAAAUUGAAGCAAUCUUCACUCUUACUUUACCCUAUGCGAUGAAAAGCUCAAGUUUGUCUGAAAAACCAGCUGCGAACUUGCUGGUUUCUGUAGAUCUCUCUUCUUCUGCUUCUUCUUUUUUGUCGCAUGUAAAAACAAGCUACUGUAUGCUUUUUAACUGCAGACUUGCCUAUUUUUAUUUAGUUUUUCAAAUUACUUUGAAGGUGAUUUCUGCAGAUCAGAUUGUACGUCCUCGCUCUUUGAAAUGCUGAGGACAAAUCACAUUUUA